AUGUCAAGCAAUUCGAGUUAUCGGAAUGGAUCCCACUCACGUUCUUUUUACCCUUCUCUUGCUUCCAUAAGCUCUUCAGACUCGGGCCAGCUAUAUGGAUCAUCCAGGGACAUGGCUCCUCCUCCUUUGGAGUUUCCACCACGGCCAGUGGAGAUUGACAUUGAUCUGAGUAGCUCAAGAACGUUGCCGAGUCCGUCGGCAUCAGGAUCCAAUACCUGGGAUCCCAUUUUGCAGCCGCAUGGAUUUGGAGAUGGUCCCUAUGGAUCCUCAAAUAUGUCCAGAAUACAUGGUUUGUCUGUUGAUUGCCAGCCCCGUGGUCCAACUCAGGAUCCGCUUUAUCAAUGGUACGAGGGCAAUGAUGGGCCUUGGAUCCCCAAGGUCAUCCCAGAGAUCGCAUCGGAAGAAAAAGUCCAUGCAAGACAAAUAGGUAACCGUAAUACAAUUUCCUAUGGGAAUCAGUAUCGACAGCCAAAUCCCUCCGAUGCAGGAUCAGUUCAGUUUGGAGUUUCACAUUCAGAUUCUGGGUAUGGAACCAGACGUAGUGUUGGUAACACCUCAGUGUUUAGCGCCGAUGUUACGGAACGAGACCAGGACUGCCAAAGCUUAGCAGGCCAUGUUGAGAAUUUUCAACCUUUCAACGGAUUCAACGACUCAGUGCAGCAACGUGAUUCUAGGAAUAAUGAAUCUUGGACUCCUCCUGCUCCAACAUCAACAGGAUCUAAUCCCCCUAGUCUGGUCUGUCCAACAUGCCAUAACCUAGUUAAAACCCAAUCCGAACUAAAGAAACACGACUUGCGGCACAGGAAACCCUUCAAGUGCACGGUUGCAGGAUGCCUACGGAUCGAGGGAUUCAGUACGACAAACGACCUGGAUAGACAUACGAAGAGCAAACAUCCCGCUACUAUCUCGGAGUCAGUCCCAACAAAGAUGUAUCGAUGUCACGUUAUAGGAUGCAAAUCCAAGGAGAAGACUUGGCCACGUCUGGAUAACUUUAGGAGCCAUCUGCAGCGAGUCCAUAGCCAACAACUGCUCACAGACGAGGAUUUCGAUGGCAUGAUAAGACGCGCAGAAUUCUGGAAGAAAGCGACACUCGACGUCGAUCAAGAUAACCUGUUUUCUCAACAACCUUUCCAAAAUCUUCCCAGAGCAGCAGGACCGUCUGCCAAUGAUAACUUUGCAAAUUUCCGGAGAGCCGAGCCUGAAUGGAAAGGUUUUUAUCCCGACGUUCUAACUCCCACGGAACCUCCAGCCAUGGCACCCGUAGCUUCUAUAGCCCCCAUACUUCCCCAAUUGGAUAAGUUUGAGACCAAGCGUGUGCCUCCGGAUGACAGGGUUCCUCUCCCUGAGCCAUCUCAUCCUAGCACGGUGCAACCCUUGGAUGUUUUUCAGCCCCCAACCGGAGUCGGUGGAAACAUGUGCCCAUUGGAACGUGUUCUGGCUCCAGCGGGCAACACUGAUUCAGCAAUUUUAAUUAAUGAUGACCCUAGCCCUAAACCUAAACGGGACUCAAAAUCUCAAGGUAAGGCUACAAGGCAGAAUGAAGUCUCAGCCGCAGAAGAAGCCCUUACCAAAGUGAUCCGAAAUGCAUUGUCCGGCGCAAUCAGUACUGAUCUGUCCAAUGAUCAUACUCAUACCCAGGGCAUGAAGCGAAACAGCCUGCCUAAUGCAAGGAGCGCAUCUAAAAAUUCAUGGCAUUCAACUCCACAUGAGGCUCAUCUUCCCACAAACGGGACCAUCUCUCAUAUUAAUCUUGUAGACUCUCCAUCGCCAGACAGAGAGAUCCACGAGUCUCAAGUACAAAAGGUGGUGAAGACCAUUCUCGACGCAGGAUACAAAUUCCAAACCGGACGGAGUACUUCACCGAAGAUACAGAACCUUGGGUCUGCGGCCAGCAAUAAGAGUGAUAACCAAGUUACGUGUCUGGUGUGCAAGAAAUUUAAAGGUCGUCCUUGCGAGUUGAGAAAACACAUGAAGCGGCACGAGAGGCCUUAUGGCUGCACGUUCUUGACGUGCAACAAGACCUUUGGCAGCAAGAACGACUGGAAGCGCCACGAGAACUCUCAGCAUUUCCAGCUAGAGACAUGGCGAUGCGAUGAGGAGCGACCCGAAGGAGGAGGCUGCGCCAAGGUCUGUUACCGCAAGCAGACCUUCCAAGAGCAUCUUGGCAAAGAGCACCAUAUAUCUGAUGAGGAGGCUGUCAAGAACAAGCUCGAAGCCUGUCGCAUCGGCCGUAAUUGCCAGGCCCGUUUCUGGUGUGGAUUCUGCACCAAGCUCGUGGAGCUCAAGAAGAAAGGAAUGGACGCGUGGACCGAGCGCUUCGAUCAUAUUGAUUACCACUUUAUGGGACGCCAUAACUUCCUCAAGCAAGGUAUCCAGGAUUGGAUUCCCGUAGAUAGUGACAAACCGAAAGGAGAUGUUAAUUUGGAUGCCCCAGCCGGGAACGACGGUCAUAAUUCUGGUCCCGACGUCUCGGGUUCUGGGUCUUUGAUUGGAGUAUCAAGCGCCUCUGCGGGUGCGGCUGGUGGAUCUCCAGCUGAUGCGAUAAUCCUGGGGGACCCUCCCCGCAGCCCGAAAAGAAAGCACAGCAGCGGGGAUGAAAAUAGCCGCCCGCAAAAACAACACAAAACAGCCACAAACGUGGAAACUACGAUAUAUUGUGUAAGCCUCCGCUCUGUAUCGGAUACUUGUGGAUCCGCUAAUAUACGCAUAGUGCCAAUGCCGCGUGGGACAUAA
Lachnellula hyalina is the source of this 2733-nucleotide messenger RNA. RefSeq lists its product as uncharacterized. NCBI's taxonomy places the organism in Eukaryota, Fungi, Ascomycota, Leotiomycetes, Helotiales, Lachnaceae. The transcript has 5 exons. Bases 1 to 2733 code for a protein of 910 amino acids. The record is from RefSeq and is a predicted model, not a curated record.